AUGCCGCCGGUGGAUGCCAUUCCCUCCCGGGAUGCGCUGGUGGAUGCCAUUCCCCCCCGGGACGUGCCGGUGGAUGCUCGUUCCCAGCACGACCUGCCUGGCACAGCCCCUGGCUGCCGGCGGGCAUCCCUGGGCCGGAGCCCGGUCCUGCACCAGCAGCACGAGACCCCGCAGGAGCCAGCGUGGUUCGGGGCCCGGGGCCCAGGGAGCUGGGGAGCCCGUGGGGCACGGAGGCACGGGCUUUGGCUGGAGAGUGACCUCGAGGGCCGUGCCACCCCGGCGCAGCGGCCAGUGCACGCCAGGCGCGAUGGCAGAGCCUCCCCUGCCAUGGCGAACCGCUGCGACCCCAGCGUCUGCCCGCAGCUCCCCGCUUCUCGUGGGGGACGGCAGCGGAGCCGCCGCCAUCCGCAGCCAGGACGCGCCGAGCCCGGGGCAGGCCCUGACAAGAUGGGGGUGGGAGCGUGGCGGAGGGCAGGAGGGGACGGCCAGCGACGGCAGAGCGGUGCGUGGGCGCACGGACCCCUGCCCCGAGCUGCGGCAUGGGGGGUCCGGCUGGAGCCCCUGGGCCCUGGCCAGUCCCCUUCAUCCCCCCAGCCGCUGGAGGUGCCCGGGGCGGGGGGCGAGGGGCUGCUCAUCUGCGGCACCUGCGGGCAGAGCUUUGAGGACAGGGCCGGGCUGAGCGCGCACCAGGGCGAGCACCUGCACCCGGCGCCCACCUACCAGUGCGGCGCCUGCGGCAAGGCGUUCCGCCACCGCUGCAACCUCCUGACGCACAAGAAGCACCGGGGCCGGCGCCAGCACGCCUGCACGGAGUGCAGCAGGACCUUCUGCUUGAAAGGCGACCUGCUGCGGCACCGGGCGAGCCACGGCGGCGAGGGCGGCUACACCUGCCCGCUCUGCGGGGACGGCUUCCGCCACAAGCGUGACCUGCAGGCGCACCGCAAGGAGCACGCCGGCGCCGCGCGCCGCAAGUGCCCCGAGUGCGAGAAACGCUUCGAGGACGAGGCCAGCCUGAGCCGGCACCGGGCCACCCACUGCGGGGAGCGACCCUUCCUCUGCGGGCGCUGCAACCGCAGCUUCAGCUGGAAGGAGAGCCUGAUCAUCCACCAGCGCAGCCACGCGCAGGAGCGCUCCCACAAGUGCCCCGACUGCGGCCGCGGCUUCAGCCGCAGCGGCAACCUGCUGGUGCACCAGCGCGUGCACACGGGCGAGCGGCCCUUCGCCUGCCCCCAGUGCGACAAGGCCUUCUGCAACAAGGCCAACCUCAUCACACACAAGAAGCUCCACCGGCGCUACAAGACCUUCGCCUGCGCCCAGUGCCGGCUGGGCUUCAGCUCCAAGAGCAAGCUGCUGCUGCACCAGCGGGCCCACGCAGCCGAGCGUCCCUUCGCCUGCAGCGAGUGUGGGAAGAGCUUCCAGCACCGGGGGAACCUCAUCACCCACCUGCGGGUGCACACGGGGGAGAAGCCCUUCGCCUGCACCGUCUGCGGCAAGAGCUUCAGCCAGAAGGGCGACCUGAUGCGGCACCAGCGCAUCCACACCGGCGAGAAGCCGUUUGAGUGCACCGUCUGCGGCAAGAGCUUCUGCUCCAAGCAGACCUUCGUCCUGCACCAGCGCAUCCACACCGGCGAGAAGCCCUUCACCUGCACUGAGUGCGGCAAGAGCUUCAACCGCAAGGCCAACUUCAUCACCCACCAGAAGAUCCACCGCGGCGAGCGCCCCUUCAUCUGCGCCGAGUGCGGCAAGGGCUUCUGCGCCAAGAAGACCUUCAUCCUCCAUCAAAAGAUCCACAUCGGCGACCGGCCCUUCGGCUGCUCCGAGUGCGGCAAGAGCUUCAGCCGCAACGGCGACCUGACGCGGCACCAGCGCAUCCACACCGGCGAGAAGCCCUUCGCCUGCACCGAGUGCGGCAAGAGCUUCAACCGCAAGGGCACCCUCAUCACCCACCAGCGCAUCCACACCGGCGAGAAGCCCUUCGCCUGCACCGAGUGCGGCAAGAGCUUCAACCGCAAGGGCACCCUCAUCACCCACCAGCGCAUCCACACCGGCGAGCGCCCCUUCGUCUGCCCCGAGUGCGGCAAGACCUUCAACCUGAAGACCACGCUGAUGAAGCACAAGCGCAUCCACACGGGCGAGCGGCCCUUCACCUGCCUGGAGUGCGGGAAGAGCUUCAACCAGACGGCGUUGGCCAUCCACGAGCGGAGCCACACGGGCGAGCGACCCCACGCCUGCGCCGAGUGCGGGAAGAGCUUUGGCAAGAGCCGGGACCUGAAGAAGCACCAGCAGACGCACACGGCGGCGCGGCCCUUCUCCUGCCCACAGUGCAGCCGCCGCUUUCGGCUGAAGCAGAUCCUGGCGUCGCACCAGAAGGUGCACGGGGGGGAGAAGCCUUUCGGUUGCGCCGACUGCGGCAAGCGCUUUGGCCAGAAGCAUCACCUGCUGAGCCACCGGCGCGUGCACACCGGCGAGAAGCCCUUCGCCUGCGGCCACUGCGGCCACCGCUUCAGCCAGAAGCACCACCUGGUCAGCCACCAGCGCAUCCACACCGGGGAGCGUCCCUUCGCCUGCGCCCGCUGCCCCAAGGCCUUCAGGGACAAGAAGACCCUCACCGUCCACCAGCGCGUCCACACUGGCGAGAAGCCCUACAAGUGCGGCGAGUGCGGCAAGACCUGUAGCCAGAAGCAGCACCUGAAGAGCCACCAGCGGGUGCACCGGGGCUCGCCGCCUUUCCAGUGCGGCGGCUGCGAGAAGCGAUUUCGGGACGAGGGGAUCAUGCUGGCUCACCACCGCGCGCACCUCGGCGCCGGCCCUUUCCGCUGCGCCCAGUGCGGGAAAGGUUUCCGGCAGAAGCAAAGCCUCAUCACGCACGAAAGGAUCCACACCGGAGAGAAACCCUACAGGUGCGGGGACUGCGGGAAGAGCUUCAGCCAGCGGCCCAACCUCCUGACCCACCGGCGGGUGCACACCGGGGAGCGCCCCUUCCCCUGCGCCCAGUGCGGCAAGAGCUUCAGCCAGAAAGCCAACCUCCUGGCCCACCAGCGCAUCCACGCCGAGGACACCCCCUUCGUCUGCCCCGAGUGCGGGAAGAGCUUCAGGCAGAAGCCCAACCUCAUCACCCACCGGAGGAUCCACACCGGCGAGCGGCCCUUCACCUGCUUCCUCUGCGGCAGGAGCUUCAACCAGAAGACCAACCUGGUCACCCACUACCGGGUGCACACCGGGGAGCGCCCCUUCGCCUGCACCCAGUGCGGCAAGCGCUUCACCCAGAAGACCAACCUGGUGACGCACCAGAGCACCCACACGGACCUCCGUCCCUACCCCUGCGGGCAGUGCCAGAAGUGCUUCAAGGACAAGGUCUCCCUCAAAGCCCACCAGAAGACCCACGCCCCGCGCCAGCGCCGCUGCCCGGGCCGCAGCCCUGCCGCCAGCCUGCCCUACGGGGCUGCGCCCACCCUGCUGCAGCCCGGGGGUCCCGAGCAAGAGCCCCCCUUCAGCCCCAUGCCGCCGCUGCCCGUUCAGAAGAUCCCCGAGGGCCAAGAGCUGUACUCGUGCUCGGAGAAGAGCUUUCCCCCGAAGGAGCCGCUCCUGCCGCCCCAGCAAGCCCCCCUGGGCGAGCAGGCCUUCCCCUGCGUCCAGUGCGGGGAGGGCUUUUGCCAGAAGGUGACUCUGCUCCGGCCGCAGCAUGGCCCCACCGCCGAGGCUCCUGGCGGGUGCGCGGCGGCCUUCACCCACAGCCCGCACCUCCUGGGGCACCUCGGGGUGCAGCCGGUCCUGGGGGAUGCGACCGCCCCGGCUCCCCCGGCCGCCGGCGCGGAGAAGCCCUUCAUCUGUAACCAGUGUGGCAACAGCUUCGGCCUCUGGCUCUCCCUCGUGGCCCACCAGAAGACCCACGCCGGCCAGAAGCCCUACCCGUGCCCUGAGCACGAGAAGAGCUCCGGUGACGAGCUCUCCCCCAAAGCUGCGCAGGAGAAGCAGGCGGAGGGGAGAGCCUGGGUCUGCCCUGAGUGUGGGAGAAGCUUCGCCCAGUACGAGCGCUUGGUAAAGCACCGGCAAAACCACCGGGGCAGAGGGCCCUACCGCUGCGACGUCUGCGGCAAGAGGUUCAGCCUGAAGACCAACCUGGUGACCCACCAGCGCAUCCACACCGGCGAGCGGCCCUUCACCUGCGGCGUCUGCGGCCGCCGCUUCAACCAGAAGGGGAACCUGGUCACCCACUACCGCACCCACACCGGCGAGCGCCCCUUCGCCUGCGCCCAGUGCGGCAAGCGCUUCGCCCAGAAGCCCAACCUCAUCGCCCACCAGAAGACGCACACCGGCCGGCAGCCCUUCACCUGCCUGGAGUGUCCCAAGCGCUUCAAGAGCAAACUCUCCCUGCGCGUCCACCAGCGCGUGCACACGGCGGAGAGACCCCAGAGCGAGCCGGGCCAGGCCGCCGGCCUGCAGAGCCACCCCGGGAGCCCCUAUCCCUGCUCCCUCUGCGGGGAGACCUUCGAGGAGCACGGGGAGCUGCAGCUGCACCGGCAGGGCCACGCCGGGGAGCGGCCGCACGCCUGCGCCGAGUGCGGGAAGCGAUUCCGGCAGAAGGUGAAUCUGGCCGUUCACCAGAGGACCCACACCGGCGAGAGGCCGUUCCGCUGCGCUGAGUGCGGGAAGGGCUUCAGCCAGAAGGCUCACCUCCUCCGGCACCGCAGGACGCACGAGGCGGAGAAGGAGUUCAAGUGCAUCCUCUGCGGGGAAUGCUUCGGCCAGCAGCCCAGCCUCGCCCGGCACCAGAAGCACCACGCCGGGGAACGCGCCUUCAUCUGCGCCGAGUGUGGCAAAGCCUUCAGCCUCAAGCACAACCUCAUCAUCCACCAGCGCAUCCACACCGGGGAGCGUCCCUACCAGUGCGGCGUCUGCCAGAAGAGCUUCAGCCUCAAGCAGAACCUGCUCACCCACCAGCGCAUCCACAGUGGCGAGAAGCCCUUCUCCUGCCAGCGCUGCGGGAAGUGCUUCCGCGAGCAGCGCUUCCUCCUCAACCACCAGCGCACCCACGCCGAGGACCGGCCCGGCACCGCCGCCGAGGCCGAUCCCGCCAGCACCGGCAGCCUCGGGCCCUCCCGUCCCCUGCGCCGGCGGGAGCCUUGCGCAGCCCACGUGGUUCCUGGGGAGCCCUUCCUCCCCUUCGCCCCGUGCCGCGGCGGUGCAGCCUCCUGCCGCAGCUUAAACCCCCUGGGCCAGGGCAAGAGACCACGGAGGAGGAGGAGGGAGGUUUCCCCAGGGCAUCCCCACGCGUCCCCCUGCCCUGCCCUGCCCUGGCUGGUGCGGCUGUGGUCCGGCACGGUGAACCCGCCCGCCUUCCCCAUGUGGCCGGCGUGCCGGGUGCCGGCGCGGGGUAACCUCUGCUGUGCUUGCUCGCCCAGGGAAUGA
Nipponia nippon (crested ibis) is the source of this 5409-nucleotide messenger RNA. The record is from RefSeq and is a predicted model, not a curated record. NCBI's taxonomy places the organism in Eukaryota, Metazoa, Chordata, Aves, Pelecaniformes, Threskiornithidae.